UUGAAGAGUAUUUAGUUACCUCAAAUUAUGAUGAAGAAGUUAUAAAAAUAGAACCUGAAAGUGAUAAGAAUAUUAUAUUAGACUAUUCAACUUCUAAUAUUGAAAGCAAUGAAGAAGAAAUAUUCAAAGAUAUUGGAAAUCAUAAUAAAAGAUUUAGUUAA
This is a messenger RNA of Cetraspora pellucida, 161 nucleotides long. Lineage: Eukaryota; Fungi; Glomeromycota; Glomeromycetes; Diversisporales; Gigasporaceae. The record is from the annotation of a GenBank genome assembly.